This is a messenger RNA of Moneuplotes crassus, 1275 nucleotides long. The record is from the annotation of a GenBank genome assembly. Lineage: Eukaryota; Ciliophora; Spirotrichea; Euplotida; Euplotidae.
AAGAUCUUCAAGAUGAAACCUUGAUUCACCAAACUGUGCACUGCUCAAAGACAAGUGUUCUGCCAGGACCACAAAGCCAUUCUGUGUUAUGGCUGCAAAGACAAGCUUCACACUAAAUGACAAGUCGAUGAGAUUGUGGAUCCAGACAGAGUUCAAGCUAACAUCACUCACUUGGACAGGGUGCUUGAGACCAUGGGUGGAGACCAGACCAACUUCAACAUUGGAAUGCAUAUCAGAGACAUGGAAGAGUUCAUUCACACACAAAAAUCUAAAAUUGCUUCCAUUCAAACCAAAUUUGAUGAGUCAUUCAAGCAAGACAGGUUUCUGGAAUACAAAACUCUUCUCGAAGAAGUUCUUGGAGUCAGUACAGAGAUAAAAGAAAAUGAAGUGUUCCAGGAGUAUUGUAGUUUCCUGGUCAACUUCAAUGUAGCACAUAAACUUGAUCUAGAUCAAGAAACGAAACAGGAUGAAGUAUUCGCAGAUGCCGAGAAAUCUCAAACUUGUGAAAAUAGUUUGGAGACCACUCAAGCAUACUUGGAUGAAUUUGCCAACAAAGAGGAUCUUGAGAAACUGUAUGAAAGAGUGAUGGAGUGUGACCUUCAAUCAAAGAAACUUGAAGAACUAAAGAUCGAUCUGAGCAUCGAUAAAGAAAUUGAAAUGAUGGAUGAGAUCCUAAAAUCCAAUACUGAAAUCAAGAACCUAGAAAAACUGACAUUGACAAAUUGUGACAAAAAUAUUGAGAAUGUGAUAAAGUUUCUAAAUCUUCCAUUAUUUUCAAAUAUUAAAACACUCAAACUAGAUUGAGAUGAGAAGUGUUCAUGGCUUUAUUGAAAAAUAAAGCCUGUUUUGCCAGCUCUAGCAUCAGCAGUUGAGUCAAUGAAUAUCAAAGAAGUUAAUUUAGAGGUUUGGAAGUUUGAGGCAAAUGAUUUAGCAAACUUUAUAAACACUUGCUCAACUUGUGAAGUAAUCUCAAUCAAAUCUACAAAUUUCGGUAUUACAAAUCAAUCUCUAUUCGAAAAAGCAGCAAAAUCCCACAUAAAGACUCUAAAAUUAAGUGGAUAUGGUAACCGAAGUUUUCUACCCGGAAAUGAUGAAUCAAUUCUGAAGAUAAUUCAAGGAUCAGCACUGAAAGACUCACUGCAAGAAAUACAGUUAGGCAAGUUCUGUUCCCAGAGAUCAUUCCAAAUGGCACUUAGAAUGACAAGAAUGGGGCUGGGACAUAUUAAAGUGACUGCUAUAAGCGAUUAAUUUGAUAAUUUUCUUGCAUUUUUGAUA